Messenger RNA from Folsomia candida, 3145 nucleotides. RefSeq names its product calcium-binding mitochondrial carrier protein Aralar1. The record is from RefSeq and is a predicted model, not a curated record. Lineage: Eukaryota; Metazoa; Arthropoda; Collembola; Entomobryomorpha; Isotomidae. Gene Ontology annotation, molecular function: L-glutamate transmembrane transporter activity; calcium ion binding; L-aspartate transmembrane transporter activity. The transcript is spliced from 12 exons. Gene Ontology annotation, biological process: L-glutamate transmembrane transport; aspartate transmembrane transport; malate-aspartate shuttle. Bases 525 to 2573 code for a protein of 682 amino acids.
AGUUCAUACGGUUAAUUGAGCCUGCAUAGCAAAUUAAAUGGUGGGCAGUGUACACAUGCAACGCGUUAAACCAUCGCAUAAAAAAUAACAGUCAGCUUGAAUAGUAAAUAAAAGUAUGUGAAAAAUGGACAAAUUGAAUCCGGUUGAUCAAAAGUUCUUUUAGCAAAGAUUAAUUAUCAAACUCGGGACAGAGCACGAGACUGCAUAUACACACAAUUCGGGGACUGCCGAAGAAGAAGACCCGGGCAAUGCACCUCAGGUGUGUACCACACACGAUCACACCUCACAAGUUCUCCGAAGUACAUCAACGUGUUCAGUGUGGAUCUCUGUAGAAGUAGUAACUAACUAACUAAAUAGACAUAAAUGGACAUAAUUACGACUGUCAAGUUCUUUGUUUCACUACCAUGUUUAUUUUGACGAAAUGGGAACGACGUGAAUAAUCUCGCCUUCUACACUUGUUAUCUGGUCAUGGAGGAAUUAGUGUCAAUAAGCUAGCCAAAAUUCUACAUAGCUCAUGUUCCAUCAUGUUCGGCAUGCAAAGCAACCCUUCUUGGGGGUCGCAACAUAUUUUUCAAAGAGCAAAAACUGAGGACCUUAAGCACAUAUUUUAUAAGUAUGCAUCUACAAAAGUUGAUGACGAGUGGUUCAUGUCAUCGGAGGAUUUUAUUAGGAAAUUCCUCGGGCUCUACAAUACUGAAGAUUAUGCCCCCGACUCCCUUAAAAUCCUGGUUGGAAUCAUCGACACAUCGAAAGAUGGGCUCAUCUCGUUUAAAGAGUUUCAAGCCUUUGAAGCCCUUCUUUGCGUCCCGGACGCCUUGUACAACACGGCAUUUCGACUUUUCGACAAAAAUGGGAACGGACUCGUGAGUUGCGAUGAGUUUGAGCACAUCAUAGGGCAAACGACGCUUCAAAAGGAAAUACCAUUCGACCUCAACGGCCACUUUGUCAGAUUGUACUUUGGAGAGAAGAAAGACCGUGUCGUAACUUAUACGGAAUUUAGCCAGUUCAUUCACGACUUUCAUGAAGAAUAUGCUGCAGAGGCCUUUCGAAGGUUUGACUCCAACCGGACGGGGUUCAUCAGUGUGGACGACUUUUGUAGGAUCAUGAUCACGAUUCGAUCACAUUUAUUGACAAGACACGUGAAGGGCUUAUUAAAAGACAUUGUGAAAAAAGUGACCAAUGACGAGCAAGUGUCGUUUCCCUUCUUCAUUGCCUUCAACACAAUCCUGGCGAACGUGGAGUUGGCAAAGAAAGUUUAUCUGUUGGCAACGAAAGGCAUUCGCGAUAGGGAAAUCUCGAUCCAAGAAUUUCAAGCGGCGUCAAACAUGAUGAGUCAAAUCACUCCCCUUCAGUCCCAGAUCCUCUUCACCCUCUCCACCCUCAUCCACGACUCCCCCACGAUGAUAUACUCCGACUUUGAGAAGCUCGCUCCCGAACAGUACUAUCGCAAAGUGCAAAAGAGAAUUGUUGACAUCAAAGCAGUCGAGAAUCCUGAGGAUAGAAAUGCAUUCAUAGAAUUGUUAGAGAGUGGCUACCGAUUCGCCAUCGGGAUCAUGGCCGGAGCAAUUGGAGCAAUUGUGGUUUACCCGAUGGACUUGGUUAAAACGAGGAUGCAGCUAAAUCGCCCCAGUUCUUUGUAUGAAGGACGACUUUACACAGGGACACGCGAUUGUAUUCAGAAAGUGGCUCAACACGAAGGGAUCUACGGCUUCUAUCGAGGCAUCACUCCUCAGGUUGUGGGCGUUGCUUUGGGAAAGGCAAUCAAACUUUCGAUGAACGAUUGGAUUCGCGACAAAUUCAUGAAUCGGAAGGGCGUUGUUCCAUUUCAUUCCGAGAUUUUCGCAGGAGCCGCAGCUGGAUUCUUCAAUGUGUUUUUCAUCAACCCACUUGAAGCUAUCAAAAUUCGUGUCCAAGUUGCUAGUCAAAUUAACCACAACGAGAGAUUAAAAUCCAUAACGGCCAUCAGGAAUCUGGGCGUAUCCGGGUUGUACAAGGGAUUCUUGGCCUGCUGUUUGAGAGACGUACCAUUUUGUGCAAUAUUUUUCCCAUGUUACGCUCACAUGAAGGUGAGGUUGCAAGAUGACGAUGGAUAUAAUACUGCAACUUCCUUGCUGAUGGCAGGGAUCCUCAGCAGCCUUCCGGGAGCCGGUAUUUCUAUGCCUUUUGACAAGAUGAAGACACGAUUGCAGGCGGAACCUUUGCCUGGACAAUCCAAAUACGCCGGAAUUGGAGAUGUCAUGAGAAAAAUUUAUACUGAAGAAGGACUCAGAGCUUUUUGGCAAGGGACGAGAUUAAUCAAACCAUCGUCCCAAUUUGGCGUCACUCUUCUCGUCUAUGAAGUUCUUCAACGCUUAUUUUACGUGGAUUUCGCUGGAACGAGGCCCACAGGGUCGGAACAAACUGUAUUAGUGACGGGGUUGGAACAGGUCAAGUCCACUAAUCCAGACCACAUUGGGGGCUUCGCACUCGCACUUCCAAUUGUUUCCGGCCUGGAAUCGAAGUUUGGUCUUGUAUUCCCAAAGUUUAAGCAUGAAAUAUUUGAACUGCCAUCGAAGACAAAAAAUACUACUUAAAAAGGAACAAGUUUAAUAUUCAAUAUUACCACCACCAAAGAUUAAUAACGAUUCUAGUCAAAAUAGUAAUUUAUUUGCUCAAAUAUCUUUGUAUCACGUACUACAAUUUUAUAUUUAGGGUAGUAAUGGCUGUUUUAAUAGUACGUUGUAGUUUGUCACAAUUUUUCCCCGUCGACUCUAGAAAAACAAAUGUCUACAGCAAAGAGAGUAACAUAGUAUACAUAGUAGCAUAGUGACUACGUCUUAAAAAACAAUAAUCUCAAUGGCGUGCAUCAAGAAUGACACGCGGUCAUCAGGAACCGUGAGCGGACAUUGUUCCCUUCCCACAGAAAUAUUGUAUCGUAAACGUUAUUAUCUCCUUACACGAUUAUUUAACAUUUAGCAUCCAAGUUGUGUCCCUUAUAGAGUGAUAAAGUGUCAAAUAAUCUUGAUCUCCUUCCCUUAUAAUCCACACAAUGCUCCCACGGUUCCUCGGCCUAUGUGACACGAACCCCUACCCAUUCCUAUUAUGUGUAAUUUACCUGCUGUGAUCUAAGUACAUACGUGACCUGACCUACGAUAGUAGAUACGUA